Heterocephalus glaber (naked mole-rat) is the source of this 1289-nucleotide messenger RNA. NCBI's taxonomy places the organism in Eukaryota, Metazoa, Chordata, Mammalia, Rodentia, Bathyergidae. The record is from RefSeq and is a predicted model, not a curated record.
GGGGUCGGGCCUCUGCUGGAGUCGCCUGGUCUGCUGCGUGACGUGGCACACCCAGAUCCUUAAAGUCGGAGCCGGGAGCUACCGCGCCAGUUGCUAAACAGGUCUCCGCCCCGCUAGUUUUAGUGUGCGUUUCCUUGGACAGCGUCGGCCAGCGAGCCGUCUUGACUAGCCUGUUUCCCGUCAGCUCUCUUCCCCUCCGCUGUUUGUCGCUGUGUCGGGAGCGUAAAAGGCGAAGGCCCGGGGACAGGCCAGAACCCUGGUCUUAUUUUUGUGGUAGAUAGCAAUGACCGUGAAAGAAUUCAGGAAGGAGCAACCGUACUGCAAAAUAUGCUUCAGGAAGAUGAGCUGCAGGAUGCAGUGCUGCUGCUUUUUGCAAACAAACAGGAUUUGCCAAAUGCUAUGGCCAUCAGUGAAAUGACAGAUAAAUUGGGUCUUCAGUCUCUUCGUAACAGAACAUGGUAUGUUCAAGCCACUUGUGCCACACAAGGAACGGGUCUGUAUGAAGGACUGGACUGGCUGUCAAACGAGCUUUCAAAACGUUAAGUGAAACUGGAUAUCUGACCACGGACACAUUUGAUAGAAUUGGUCUAGGCUUGUUACAACACAAUUAGUUUGCAUUUUGGUUAUUAAACAAUAUCUGGGACUGGUUUGGGCAGAACAUUACAGCCUUUACAUCAUUUUGUGGCCAAUUAUUGUUUACCAAGUACAGUGUUGCCCUUUAGCAAUAUGCUUGGUUUUAAAGACAUUUUCCUUGGGGAAAAGUAUCGUCUCUCAGUUUUACUUUUUUUAAGCCUAAAUGCCUGGACAUAGCUAUUGUGUCACCUUUAAAUCGUUUUGAAUGUUUUUUGAGCCCACCACAAAUAAUGAUUUAGAGUUAUCCCCUUGCUACUUUACGGAUUCCUUUAUCAUUCCUUGGACAGUCUGCUGAUUGAAAAAUGUAGCAUUCCAUUUGUAUUUAUUUCUAUCCCUUGCCAAAACAAUUUUCUAAACCUUGGUGUGGUUUGGAUUUGAUAGCUGAUUCUGUGCUGGUUGCAGAGAGUUCAUAUUGAGGUGGCUUUUUACCACUCGGCAGAUUGUCUUCCUUUGUAUUCUUAUCUUUCUUAUGUUGCAUGUUGCUUUUGGUAUCAGCCUGACUCUUUGCCCAGUAUAUAAUGGUUCUGCUGAUGUUUUAUUGUUUAUUGAUGAACAUAUCUUCAUUGAGAUUUUGGAAAACUCGUCAAAUUCAAUAAUUUUUCUUCAUAACCCAUUUGGAAUUAUUCCUAAUAAAAUGAUAAAAUAUGUCAUUAUUA